Messenger RNA from Scomber japonicus (chub mackerel), 1120 nucleotides. RefSeq names its product BCL2 like 1 (gene bcl2l1). Gene Ontology annotation, molecular function: protein homodimerization activity; protein heterodimerization activity. Gene Ontology annotation, biological process: intrinsic apoptotic signaling pathway in response to DNA damage; negative regulation of intrinsic apoptotic signaling pathway; extrinsic apoptotic signaling pathway in absence of ligand. Gene Ontology annotation, cellular component: mitochondrial outer membrane. NCBI's taxonomy places the organism in Eukaryota, Metazoa, Chordata, Actinopteri, Scombriformes, Scombridae. The transcript has 3 exons. The record is from RefSeq and is a predicted model, not a curated record. The coding region runs from base 289 to 996 and encodes 235 amino acids.
UUAUCCCCUGACUGGAGAAAGGGCUGAUGCUGCGUUCAGGCUCCUUCAGGGUCUGAGCUGAUUGGUCAGCCUUGUGUAGGUUUGGUUUUUACCCCCCCCCCCCCCCCCAAGUGUCCUCUGGGUAUCAGCUGAUGAUGGUGGUCUGAACGUAGAGACCACAGGGAGACAGCCUGGCACAAAGUGUAAUCGCUGUAACACAAGGAGGCUCGAACGAGAGAGGAGCAGAGACGGACCAGAGCGAAGAAGACGAAGACGACGAAAAAGAAGCUGAUAUUUUUAAAUUCAAAAAUGUCUCGGAACAGAGAACUGGUGAUUUCCUACAUUAAAUAUAAACUCUCCCAGAGGAACUACCCUCUCAACCACAUGGGACUCGUAGAGGCCCCCAACAGGACUGAGGGGAAUGAGGCGGGGUCGGGGGAGGAGGAGCAGCAGCCGAGGGUAGCGACGCACGCCAAUGGGACGUUUAACGGCACGAGUCCCGGGACCCCGCCGGCAUCCCCGCUGAGGGAGCAGCGGUUGCCAUCGACGACGAGUCUGGAAGCGGUGAAAGAGGCGCUUAGGGACUCGGCCAACGAGUUCGAGCUGCGCUACGCCCGCGCCUUCAGCGACCUGCACAACCAGCUGCACAUCACACCGGCCACAGCCUACCAAAGCUUCGAGAACGUCAUGGACGAGGUGUUCCGGGACGGAGUCAACUGGGGGCGCAUCGUAGGGCUUUUUGCUUUCGGCGGGGCGCUGUGUGUCGAGUGCGUGGAGAAGGAGAUGAGCCCGCUGGUGGGCAGGAUCAUAGAGUGGAUGACGGUCUACCUGGACAACCACAUUGAGCCCUGGAUCCAGAGCCAAGGAGGAUGGGAACGCUUCGCUGAAAUCUUCGGGCAGGACGCGGCGGCGGAGAGCAGGCGGUCUCAGGAGAGCUUUAAGAAGUGGCUGCUGGCGGGGAUGACGCUGUUCACUGGGGUCGUGGUGGGGUCACUCAUCGCCCAGAAACGCCUGUGAGGAGGGAGGAGGGGGGGAUAACCAUUCCGAACGCUCCUCUGUCCCCGCCCGCCUCCUUCACUACCCCCCCCCCCCCCACCUCCCCUUCAACGCACACAACACAACCAUGGAAGUAAAACAUGAA